AUGUCUUCCUCUUCUAUCACUGCCACAACCACCAUAACAAUUCAAAGCUCAGAGCCAUCAACCUCUUCAUCUCAGAACCAACAACAGCAACCUGAAGAAGUACUUUUCCUUCCCCUGAAUCGCAAGAAGAAAAAGGUCAGUUGGAAAGAGGGCACCGUAGACAAUGAGUUUAUGCAGAAGAAGAGUUCCAAGAAAUGCUGUAUCUUCCAUAAAGAGAGGCCCUUUGAUGAAGAUGACAGCGAUGAAGAUGAACAUCACUCUGACAAAUGCCCUCACGAUAGUGGGUUUUGCUGUAAGAAUCAUGAUGAAGCUGGCCCAAGUAGCUAG
Messenger RNA from Vigna angularis (adzuki bean), 327 nucleotides. Its product is annotated as protein phosphatase 1 regulatory subunit INH3. The transcript has a single exon. Gene Ontology annotation, molecular function: protein serine/threonine phosphatase inhibitor activity; protein phosphatase 1 binding. Lineage: Eukaryota; Viridiplantae; Streptophyta; Magnoliopsida; Fabales; Fabaceae. The record is from RefSeq and is a predicted model, not a curated record. Gene Ontology annotation, cellular component: nucleus. Bases 1 to 327 code for a protein of 108 amino acids.